This is a messenger RNA of Neomonachus schauinslandi (Hawaiian monk seal), 393 nucleotides long. It is a transcript of the gene C1H3orf22, whose product is annotated as chromosome 1 C3orf22 homolog. NCBI's taxonomy places the organism in Eukaryota, Metazoa, Chordata, Mammalia, Carnivora, Phocidae. Bases 1 to 393 code for a protein of 130 amino acids. The transcript is spliced from 3 exons. The record is from RefSeq and is a predicted model, not a curated record.
AUGAACUCGAAGAACCCCAAGAAGUGCCCCCAGUAUAAGAAGAGUAGAGACAAGGCCCAGGAAAAAUUUGCCAGGAAGUUUCCGUACAGGUUCUCUUGGCUGACAGAACCUACUGCAGAGUUCCUGAAGCCCUGGGAGGUCACGAAGAUGACCACCUCACUGAGGGAUCAGCUGCCCCUACAGAAGAUGUUGGUGCCAACGAGAUCCAUUCCAGUCAGAGGGCUUGGGGCCCCAGAUUUUACUUCACUGUCCUGCCUGAGCCCUCCGCCACCACCGCCUCUACUGAGCCAACUUUGGGAACUCAAGCUAGUGAGCCGCCGCUUCCCUGGGCCAGGCGCCCCCGCUGUCCCCACAGGCACCUGCGCUGCCCACCCCUCCAGAGGCCUCCUCUAG